This is a messenger RNA of Oryza sativa Japonica Group (Japanese rice), 6682 nucleotides long. Its product is annotated as putative disease resistance protein RGA3. Gene Ontology annotation, biological process: defense response to other organism. The record is from RefSeq and is a predicted model, not a curated record. Gene Ontology annotation, molecular function: ATP hydrolysis activity; ADP binding. NCBI's taxonomy places the organism in Eukaryota, Viridiplantae, Streptophyta, Magnoliopsida, Poales, Poaceae.
UCACGAGGGAUACCGGAUAUAUGCUUCAAGAUUCCUGGGUUCCUGUACUGUCUAGAGUUUUAUUUAGCCUAACCUUCUUGAGAUCUGAAAGUACUGUGUUUGUCCUCAAAAUAUAUAGGUAGCAUCGAUCACCUACCCAAUUGCAAGAUCUACCGAGAGCUUGCUCGAUCCAUAGCCUGUCUCCAAAUAUUUCUCCCCAUUUUUGCUAGACACACGAAGAGUUGAGUGAUGGAUCCGGUGUCGGUAGCUGCAGUGGGAUGGGCCAUAUCCACCGCAGGGUGGAUCAUCUCCCCCAUCGUCGCCAAGCUCGUGAACAGCGUCUGCCCCCGCAUAACCUUGAACGUGCCGAAGAAGAUCCGCGACCUGGAGACCUGCACUCUCCCUCGGCUGGCGCUCACUCUGGGAGCACUGGAGAUCAGCCAGAGGCAUGAGCUGGAGAAACUGGUGAAGGAGCUCAAGUCGGCUUUCUAUCAGGUGGAAGACAUCCUGGAUGAUGCGGAGUACUGUCGUCUGGAGAAACAACUAGCCCGCUCCAAGAAACGCAAGUUCCCCUUGGAUUUUAAUGAUGUUGGGUCCUCGUACCAGGCUGAUGGUACCAAGUUAACGGCAGGAUAUUCAAGAUGCCGUUUGAAGGAUAAACUAGAUAAGAUAGAGAAACUAAUUGAGAAAGCACAGGACAUUAUUAAGUUAGCUAACCUGCCAGGCAAUAAUAAUGAAAGUGGCGAUCAUAGACGAUACGUUGGUGUCACUGCCAAACAUACAUCGAAGCCCACCGCUGCAUAUCUGCCACGCAAGGUAAUCGGUCGAGACAAGGAUCGUGAGGAAAUAAUAAGUAUGCUUCGUGAUGAAAACCAGUCAAGUGCUGAUAGAUGUUUUUCCGUUAUUGGCAUUCACGGCAUCCCUGGGUCUGGGAAGACAACUCUUGCACAGUAUGUUUGCGAGUACGAGGAGGAAGCCAACCACUUCGACAUUGUGAUGUGGAUUCAUGUCUCCCAGAAUUUUGGCCUGGACACCAUCUUGAGGGAGAUGAUUGAACAGGCUACAAAGCAACCAUGCCCUCAGUUCAAAAGUCUUACUGCUUUACAGAAAAGAUUGAAACAAGACCUGUGCGAAAAGCGUUUCCUGUUGGUACUAGAUGAUGUCGAGCAUAAUAAGGAUAUAAGCGAGGAUGAUCUUUCUGCAUUGGAAGUUGGGGGAGCAGGAAGCAAGAUUCUAGCAACCAGUCGAACUAGAGAUGCUUUAUUGGCUUUGGGUGCUGUGAGAUCGAAAUGCAUUCCAAUAUCUAAGUUAGAUGAGCAUGUCUUCCGAGAAUUGUUCUUGCAAUAUGCACUUGACGGUGCAGAGAUAUGUGAGCGAGAUCGAAUAGUACUGCAGAUGAUUGGGGCUGACAUUGCAAAGAAACUGAAGGGAUCACCUCUGGCAGCAAGAACAGUGGGAGGACAAUUGCGUAUAAGGCAAGAUGUUGAGUUUUGGAGGAGUGUACGAGAUAAGGAUUUUUUCAGUGACGCAAUGGAAGCUCUGCGGUGGAGCUACCAGCUUCUUGAUGAGAAAGUUAGACGAUGCUUUGCUUACUGCAGUAUUUUUCCCAGAGGGCAUCAUUUGGGACGCAGUAAGUUAAUUAACUUGUGGGCAGCAGAAGGGUUCAUAAGCAGAGAGGAAGUUGGAGGAGAUUACUUCCACAAAUUAGUGGCGACCUCGUUUCUGCAGCUCGAACGAAAGGACUCGUCGGGCGAGGAGUACUAUUUACUUCAUGAUCUGCUGCAGGAUUUAGCAGAGACGGUCGGACGUAGUGAUUGCUGCAGAAUUGAGGGUGGCUGCACAGGACAAGUUCCUCGAGACGAUGUUCGCCAUUUGUAUAUUAAGGCUUGUAAUGGAGCAACAGUUGCUGGCAAUAAAGCUUUCGAGAAAAUGAUUACCGAAAAUAUUGUCAAACUGAAGGAGCUGCGCACUCUGAUCAUUGACGGAGGGGAGACAGGAAUUGAGGCAAAGGUGUUCGAUGAUAUCUUCGACAGCUUGAAGUCUCUACGAGUACUGAUUGUAGAGACACAGAGUAGAAGAAUAUUGCAAAUCCCAGAAUCUAUUGGUUACUUAAAGUAUCUACGAUAUCUUUCUAUCGAGUAUAGAUGCCGUAUAUUUUUUCCGCGCACGGUUACAAAGCUUUACCACUUGCGGGUGCUUGAUUUUGGUGAAUAUGGAAUGUUGGAACGUAGUUGCUCCCCUGAAAAUAUGAGUAACCUUGUGAACUUGCAGAGAGUGGUAGGCCGUUCACUUGGGGAUUUUCCAAACAUAGGCAGGCUGACAUUGCUCCGAACAUUACCAACCUUCAGGGUGAAAAGGGACCUCCUGGGUUACGACAUUAAGCAGCUGAAGCACCUAAACAAGCUCCAGGGAAAAUUGGUGAUCAGUGGUCUCCAACAUGUUCGCAGCGAGGAGGAAGCCGUUGAAGCGAAGUUAGCUGAGAAGGAGCACCUCAAACAACUGACACUGGCCUGGGACGAUGAUAACACAAGCAGUAACCACGAUCCAGCAGUACUCGAGUGUCUAUGCCCGCCAAUGGGGCUUCAAGUCCUGGAAAUCAUAGGCUACCGUGGUUCAUACCCUGGCUGGAUGGUGGGUAAGCAUAGUGGUCAACUGUACCUUCAGAAACUUGAGCUCCGCCAAUGCAGCCCACUGGGACCUGCUCCUAGACUUUUUGAGUGCUUCGUUCAUCUGGAAUCGCUCUGUCUCUCUCACUUAAGCUGGCACACCUUGCCAGAUAACAUGGAGCAAGUCAGGACUCUCAAAGUUCUGAUGAUCUCCCACUGCAAGAAUAUGAAGGUGCUGCCAACACUGCCGCAGUCUCUUUCGCGUUUUAAACUCUCAAACUGCGGGCACGAGUUCACAAGGUCUUGCAAACAGAAUGGAGAAAAUUGGGAAAAGAUCCAGCACAUUCUCGAAAAAAUAAUCCUAUGAUAUCCAUAGCUCUCAAGACGAGGCAUCAUGGCGCAAUGGCGUUGCAUCAGCAGGGCUUUAGGCAUCAAUGGGAAGACGAUGAAGGGAAUGUUGAGCAAGGUGGCAGUUCAGACCUUAAGCCAAACUGCAGGCUGGGCCGGAUGUAUGUGUGUUAUGAUUCCUUGGUGUAUUUUCAUUCUGUCCUUUUUUUAUCAAAAACUAGGAAGGUAGCCCGCGCCUUGCGCGGCCAUGUAUUUUAGAUUGCGUUUGAAAAACUUAUAUAGGUGGAAUAUCAACCGGAUGACACCUGCCAUAUUUUUCAAAAGUACUACUUCGAAAAACUUAUAUUGCCAUGUUUGAAAAACUUAUAUUGCGUGGGCAUGUAUUUAGAUUGCAUUUGAAAAGUUUAUAUAGGCGGAAUAUCAACCGGAUGACAACUGCCAUGUUUCAAAUGUACUAUUUCUCCGUAAUUUUUCUUCAUCAACAUUGCUUAGAUAUUUUUUUCAUGCUGUUUGUUAGCUUUUAAAAUAUAUAAUAUUUAAUCCAUCGGUAUAAACAAUUAUGUAUGAUCCGUAUAAACACUUGCCAUGUUUCAAAAGUAUCUAUUUAAUUUGUUUGGAAAACGUGCCUAACAAAAUAAACAUAAAUUAAAAGUUAAAUGUUUUGUCUUGUUUAAUUGAUUGUUUAGUGGUCUUUUUUUAACAAAUCCUAAAAGAACUAUUAUUGUUAGUAAACAUGCUUUAUUUGUACCAUGAAGUUAGUCAUCUUUUUAGUUGGUUCAAUAUGCAUGUUUUACAUACUUACAUAUAAAUUAACAAAAACAUAUCUUAGAACCUCACUUCCUUUUAAUAUGUGUGAUCUAUAGUAUCAUUUCUAAAGCUAAAUAUAGUCGACAUGAGUCAAAAAAUUUAAAUAUAAUAGUAACAAAUAUAACCUACUAUAUACUUAUACCUUAGUGUGGCUUAAUAUGCAGACAAACUCAUUAUAAUAUGGUAUUGGAUAGAUGCAAGACCACUAAUAUUUAAGCAUUUAAUAAUUGUUAUAAAAAUGGAACAUGUAAUGGUUGGAUCAAUUUUAGUGAAAAGUUCAAACUUAUUUGAUUUUCUCCAAAUAGUUCAAUUUAGUCCCUAUUGAUAUUUUAAAUUGUAAAUUUUAUUUUAUGCCAAUUCAAAAUAUAGGGGUUAUGGAUAGAGCAAUAGUUAGAUUAAAAAUCAAAUGUGUAGCUUAAAAAUAUGCAUGUUUUAAUAUUAUUGAUUAUUUCUCGCAAUAAAAAAUGGAUGGGUAGAGGAGAGAGUGGUGAGUUAGAGCUGAGAGGGGAGAGGACGUGUAGUGUUGUCAUUUCAUAAAGUGUGAGCCGUUAAUGUGGUCUUUACCAAAAGUAAAUACUUCCAGAGUAUUCUUUUUUUUGAUGAGAUUCCAUAAAUAAAAUUGCACACGAGAGCUUAAACGUUGUCGCACUGAGUUUCGCUAUAUGAAAAAAAAAGUUCAAUCAAAUAUGGAAAAUAAGCCUAAUGCAAACACUUGGACAAUAUGCUUAGCUUGUGAUAACCGUACAUCAGCGAUAACAAACUGAUUUGAUUAAGUAUGUGUCCUCAUUAGGGUGGUUUUUGGAACAAAACUAAGUAGGGAUGGGUAUUUGCAACAAAAUAACUUAUGGGAUGGAAUGUCAAACUUCAAGUGAUUUAUGAGGUGGUUUUUGCAAUUUUCCCUAUAUAUAACAAGAGUGUGUGAAGAUUUCAUUGGAUUAAUCUCUUAACUUCCUAUAAGUAUUGAAAGUUCGAUAAAUUCAUGUUGAUUCUAGUUUGAGUUUAGGCAUGGGAAGUAUGGGGAAUUCUAGUGUCACAUGCAUUGCGUAAUUAGCUGCAGCUUUCCAAUUCCAGACAUCAUGAACAAUGUAUUUGGGACCUGUUUUCUUUUGACGAAAUGGAAUUAGACAUAUUCAUAGACCAAUGUGUAUAGUCGUAAUGAUGCAUAUGAAUGUAUUCGUGCAUAAUUAGCUAGGCUGGGUCUCAUGUACAGGAUCUGGCUAAGAAUUAAGCAGCUAAUCCAUAACAUGUGAGAAUCAGAUGUUGAUUUCUGGAUAUUAUAGCUGAGUUCUUUCUCCCAGGUUCCCAACUACAUAUCUCGUUUUCCGCGCGCACAUUUUUCAAACUGCUAAACAAUGCGUUUUUUAAAAAAUAAUUUCUAUAUGAAAGUUGCUUUAAAAAAUCAAAUUAAUCUAUUUUUGAAAAAAAUAGAUUGCUAAUACUUAAAUAAUCCCACCUUAAUGGACUGUUCUGUUUUCCGUGCGUGGGACAAGUGUACCGAACCGGAAUUAGCGAACACACCCAUAGGAAGCUUAUGGUGCUUCAGGACAAUAACCUGAUGUUUAUUAACAUCAAGCAAUUCUUCGACUUUGACAAUCCAAGUAUAUGAGAAACUCAGUAUGUCCUUAGAUUACAGAAUGCUAUGUUCUGUUAUAGUUUCUCUUCGAUUUGCUCAGCCAUAGCCUCAUUUCAAUUGUAAAUAGCCUCUAUAUAUUGAAAUUCUAUUUGUUAGAGGGGGUAUGGAGUACAUCAUAAACAGUCUGCAGAACCUGCACGUAUAGUAUAUUAAUAUAUUCUAUAUCAAAAGUCUGGUUCACGGAGUAACAUUCAUCUUUUACACGUUAACAGAAACAGUGUGGAUAUACAAGAUGCGCCCAGCAAAAUUUUACACAUCCACUACAGGGCCAGGGCCGGUCCUGACUUUUCAGGCGCCGGGGCGAAACUAAAGUCAUGCCCCGGUGCGAAACAAAAUAUAGAGGCCCUUAUUAUACGAUAUAAUAAUAAUAAUAAUAGAUACAUAUACUAAAUUAUUAUCAUAAAUAUUUAAAUUGCAUUCAUAAAUUUUAUAUAGGAAACAUUGAACAUGUUACCUCGAAAAUUUCUUCUGACAUUUCUAGCUGUGAAGUCAUUGAUAAUUGUACCAAUAUCAAUUUCAUCCAAUAAUUUCUUCUCAAUGCAUAAAGUUGCCAAACCAUUUAACCAUUUCUCUUUUUUUUCCUUUUCUCGCUACUUCCUCGACGACAUGUCCUGAUAAUUAUAAAAAAAAUAACAUUAUUGUAGUCAUUUAACUCAUAUUACACUGCAAAAUUAUAAAUCUAAGUCGGGAAAAUAGUGCAGCCAUGGCCUUCGUUGAUUCGUCCAACUCUAGGAACAACAUCAACUGAAUUAAUUAAAUAAUUAAUCUAGCAUCCAAUCCUACGGGAACAACUGCAACUAAAUCAAUUUUUCACAUGUACUUAGCGAUGGCAAUUGGGAAUUUGGGAUUUGGGAAAUUGACUCACUCACCUGAACACAAAACAUACCGCUGAGUCCUGAUUCCUGAAUUACUAAUCGUUCUCCUCGGCAGAUGGCAGCAAAGCAAUCCGGUAGGCGGCAAGCGCGGCCUGCGGGCUUGUGUCGGCGGACGGCGAUGGCGCGAUAUCGUGACUCGCACGAGGGGUUAGGGUGUGGGCGGCGCCGCAGCCAUCUCGCUACUCGAUCGCGUCUUCUGAUCUUAUCUCUUUCGGUUCGCUUUCUCUGCACGAGGCCGAGGGGCCGAGGCAACGCCGGCCUACGGUUGGAUUGGUCGGGGAAGGGGGACGGGAGGUGGAGCCCUACGAUCUGGGUGCCCAGGGCAGCCGCACCUCUCGCCCCCCUCCAGGGCCGGCCUUGAUCCACUGUAAUGGACGCAUUCAUCCACUACCAUUUGAAACAAAACUUUCUAGCAAUCUUCUGAGAUAUAUAUU